Trametes versicolor FP-101664 SS1 is the source of this 974-nucleotide messenger RNA. RefSeq names its product ribosomal protein L1. Gene Ontology annotation, cellular component: large ribosomal subunit. Gene Ontology annotation, molecular function: RNA binding; structural constituent of ribosome. NCBI's taxonomy places the organism in Eukaryota, Fungi, Basidiomycota, Agaricomycetes, Polyporales, Polyporaceae. The transcript has 6 exons. The coding region runs from base 22 to 903 and encodes 293 amino acids. The record is from RefSeq and is a predicted model, not a curated record. Gene Ontology annotation, biological process: translation.
CGACCUCCUUCCUCCACUCCCAUGUCUCUCGCUUUGGUCCAGUUUGCUUCUCGUUGUCGACAAUGUAGUGGAACGGUGGGACUUCUGAGGUAUGCGCCUCAGAGGCAGUUUCAUUACACGCCCGCCAUCCUGGCUCGUAAGGAGAGGAAGCCUCCCGUACCGACCAAGAAACAGCUCGCAAUUAAGGAGCGGAAGCGGGCGAAGAAGAUGAAGAAAAACGUAUAUGACAACGAGAAGAUGACGCUGGACGACGCGAUUACUGUCCUGCGGGCAGUCGAGGUGGCGUCGCCAAACUCGACGUACGAGCUCGUCGUCAAGACCGAGAUGGGCAAGGGGACCACCAUCCCGAAGGGCCGUUUCAACUUACCCCGAGAAACCAAGGAGCAGAGCAAGGACCGCAUCCUCGUGUUUGCAGAGGGACGGCAGGCUGAGGAAGCAAAGAAAGCUGGCGCCGACAUUGUUGGAGGUCUUGAGCUCGUCGAGGGUAUCAUCAAUGGUCGCCACCAAGCUACUCUUUUCCUGUGUAGCAGUUCCCUCAUUCGUGGCAUCACCCCUAAACUCGGUCGAGUCCUCGGUCCCCGUGGGCUGAUGCCUUCAGAACGUAGAGGCACGGUUACGGAUGACAUCGGUGGGUUUAUUCGGAGGCUCAAGGGUACGAGCGAGUGGAAGGGCGACAAGGAAGGCACCAUCAGGCAGCCCAUUGCCAAGAUGCACUUCCCCGUGAACGAUGUUGUGAAGAACAUCCGAUACUUUCUCACUGUCGUAAAGCGCGCCACGGGCAACAUCCGCGACCCCAAGGCGGAGGCGACCAAGAAGGACACCAGCCAGAAGCCUACGCAAGCGAUCACGCGAGUCCUCCUAAGCUCUCGGCAGGGUCCUAGCAUCCAAAUUGUGGAUGCGUAAGGGAUAUCGCGCUCCUCUUGUCGCUCGCCUACCUUUGUUCUACUCGAUGCUUAUAAUUGGUUUCUCUCUGG